Messenger RNA from Varanus komodoensis (Komodo dragon), 952 nucleotides. RefSeq names its product Ras converting CAAX endopeptidase 1 (gene RCE1). The coding region runs from base 124 to 813 and encodes 229 amino acids. The transcript has 7 exons. Gene Ontology annotation, molecular function: metalloendopeptidase activity. Gene Ontology annotation, biological process: CAAX-box protein processing. Gene Ontology annotation, cellular component: endoplasmic reticulum membrane. NCBI's taxonomy places the organism in Eukaryota, Metazoa, Chordata, Lepidosauria, Squamata, Varanidae. The record is from RefSeq and is a predicted model, not a curated record.
GGACCACCCGUCCGUCAUCAAGCGCCGCUUCACCAGCGUUCUCAUUGUCUCCGGCCUUUCGCCCUUCUUCAUCUGGACCUGGAAAGAGGUGACUGGCGUUAAGAUGCAUCGCUCCUUGCUCUGAUGGGCUUCCGGCUUGAGGGCAUCAUCCCGGCGACCCUGCUGCCGCUACUGCUAACCAUGGUCUUAUUCCUUGGCCCCCUUAUCCAGCUGUCCAUGGACUGGCCGUGGGACCUGACGGACGCUCUGAGAAUCGUCUUUGACUCGCGGUUCUGGCUGCUCUGCCUGACCGACAUACGCUGGCUCCGCAACCAGAUAAUAGCGCCGUUCACCGAGGAACUCGUCUUCCGGGCCUGCAUGCUCCCCAUGCUGGUCCCCUGCACCGGGCUGGGGCCUGCCAUCUUCACCUGCCCCCUCUUCUUUGGAGUUGCUCAUUUUCACCAUGUCAUCGAGCAGCUGCGGUUCCGUCAGGGAAGCAGGACUAACAUCUUCCUCUCUGCAGUGUUCCAGUUCUCCUACACAGCCGUCUUCGGCGCGUACACGGCCUUCCUCUUCAUCAGGACAGGGCACCUCAUCGGCCCGGUGCUGUGCCACUCCUUCUGCAACUACGUGGGAUUCCCCGCCGUGGGCGCUGCGCUGGAGCACCGGCACCGCCUCCUGGUCGCCCUCUUCUACCUGCUGGGCGUGGCGCUCUUCCUCCUCCUCCUGCACCCCCUGACGGACCCGGCCUUCUUCGGACACUUGCCCAUCUGCUCCCUCUCCCGGCUGGCCCCCCCCACGGACAGCCUCCGGGGCUUCUCCCCGUGCUCCUGACGCCGGGCCCUCUCCCGCCGCGCCGGGGGGCGGCCGAGACUGUUCCACGCCCCGGCCCCGCGCUCGGGGCCGUGGCCACACGCGGGGGCCGAGGCGGCCGAGCUCGCUCCCGCAGCCUGGGUUUCUACGGGUCUUGGAG